AUGAAAUACGAUAAUAAACAUUUACUUUUGUUGGCACUCACCACGGUGGCUGUAUUAGCCGUUAGCCAUGGCCAAAUUAGCACACCAUGUACUAACUCCAUCAUAAAAAACUUCACUCCCUGCCUAAAUUUCAUCACGGGAAGUAGUUCUAACGGCGGUUCUCCGACGACGGGCUGUUGCGAGGCGCUCAAGUCUAUGAUGACCGACAGUGUGGAUUGUGCAUGUCUCAUUAUCACCGGGAAUGUCCCCAUUCCUCUUCCUAUUAAUAGAACACUUGCCAUUUCUCUUCCUAGUAUUUGUCAAUAUGUUGGGACCGUUCCCAUUCAAUGUCACGCCACCGCAAUUUCUAUUCCAGCUCCAGGACCUAUAUUGUUUGGACCAAGUUCAUCGGCUAAAAGACCAGGGCCAGCACCGGUGCAGGCACCGACAGAUCAUCUUUUACCUCCCAUGCCGCCACCGCUUACUUCUCCUUCUCCCAAAGCCUCAAAGGCAGUAGUAUCUUCUGCUAAGGUGGCACCUACGCCAGCCACGUCAUCAUCGGAAGCAGAGACGCGUCCUCCAUUGCUAACUCCGAAGGUCAGCGUGGUGAGGCCAAAUACCGCAUCUUCACCUCGAUCAGGCAACCUCUCGCCGGUGACAAUGAUCCUCCUGCCGUUUGUGGGUACAAUGUUGUUUUUGAGGAAUUUGUAA
Molecule: messenger RNA, 690 nt
Organism: Impatiens glandulifera
Lineage: Eukaryota; Viridiplantae; Streptophyta; Magnoliopsida; Ericales; Balsaminaceae
Product: non-specific lipid transfer protein GPI-anchored 16-like
Exons: 4
Coding region: 1-690 (229 amino acids)
Source: RefSeq, a predicted model, not a curated record